GCAACCUUUCUAUCGCCCUAAAGGCAUGAACACGAGGCUUUCCAAGAUGGCUGAGGACAGUGAUCUGAUGCGGAAUGAAGACGAUUUAUGUUUAGAAGAUGCUGAAGAUGUAGUUGUUGAAAACGGUUUUGGAGAAGAGCCAAACUUCAGUGAUCCAGAGGAUUAUAUAGAUGACAUUACUGAUGAUGAGCUCGUUGGUGAUCUCCUGAAGAAUAAACCAAAGGAGACUGAUGGAUUUGAAUCAGUAAUUGUGGUUGAUGGAAUACCACAAGUUGGUCAAGAAAGACAAGAAAAGCUUGAGAAAGUGAUUCACAAGAUCUAUUCCAAGUUUGGUAAAAUCAUUACAGAGCAUUAUCCAAAAGAUGAAAAUCUGAAAACUAAAGGGUAUGUCUUUCUGGAGUACUCAUGUCCUGCCCAUGCUUUAGAAGCAGUGAAGAUGACUAAUGGCUACAAGCUAGAUAAACAACAUACAUUUUCUGUGAACUUGCUAACAGAUUUUGACAAGUACGAAAAUGUUUGUGAUGAUCUUGAACCUCCCACACCUCAACCUUAUGUAGAUCAUGGUAAUCUGUGGUACUGGCUUGAAGAUCCUGAUUGCUAUGACCAGUACAGUGUUAUUUAUGAAGGUGGGGCUAUGUCAGCAGUGUUCCUUAACAGUCAUCCUGAACCUACUCCACUCAGAACAAGAGAAAGAUGGACAGAGAGCAUCUUGGUUUGGUCACCAUUAGGAACAUACCUUGCCACUUUCCACCAGCGAGGAUUAGCCUUGUGGGGUGGAGAAGAUUUUCGACAAAUAAUGAAGUUCCAACACUCUAGAAUACAGUUUAUAGACUUUUCUCCAAAGGAGAACUACCUGGUAACCUUCAGUCCUGAACCAGAUAAUAGAGAUGAUCAGCAGGAAAUCAUUAUUUGGGACGUAAGAACUGGUUUAAAGAAAAGAGCAUUUCAUGCAGAUCAUUUGAACGAACCAACAGUAUGGCCAAUGUUUAAAUGGAGCCCCAAUGACAAAUACUUUGCAAGAAUGACACAGGAAACACUUAGUAUUUAUGAAACACCGUCAUUUGGUCUACUUGACAAGAAGAGCCUUAAAGUUGCAGGCAUGAGGAACUUUUCUUGGUCUCCAAGUGAUAAUAUCAUAGCUUACUGGGUAGCUGAAGACAAAGAUGUUCCUGCUAGAGUUACACUUAUAGAGAUUCCAAGCAGAAGAGAGCUUCGAGCAAAGAACCUUUUUAACGUAGCUGACUGUAAAAUGCAUUGGCAGAAGUGUGGAGACUAUUUAUGUGUCAAAGUAGAUAGAUACAGUAAAUCUAAGAAAGAGAAAAGUGAAUGGAAGUACAGUGGCUUGUACUACAAUUUUGAAAUUUUCCAUAUGCGAGAAAAACAAAUUCCUGUUGACAGUGUAGAAAUAAAAGAAUAUAUCACAGCAUUUGCAUGGGAGCCUGUUGGUAGUAAGUUUGCUGUAAUCCAUGGGGAAACUCCACAUAUCAGUGUCAGCUUCUACGGAAUCAAGGGAGGAGGCAUCAGCUUCCUGAAAAAAUUUGAGAGAAAGCAGUUUAACCACCUGUUUUGGUCUCCAAAUGGACAGUUUAUUGUUCUUGCUGGACUGAGAACCAUGAAUGGCAGUCUAGAGUUUGUGGAUACAUCUGACUUUACUGUCAUGGCACAGUCAGAUCAUUUUAUGGCAACAGAUGUAGAGUGGGAUCCAACAGGAAGAUACGUUUCCAGUGGAGUGAGCCACUGGGCACACAAGGUUGACAAUGGCUACUGGUUAUGGACAUUUCAAGGAAAGAUCAUUCGUAGGCAUCCAAUGGAUGGGUUUUGCCAGAUGUUGUGGAGACCACGCCCUCUGACACUUCUUUCAGAAGAAAAGAUUAAAGAGAUCAAGAAAAAUUUAAAGAAGUACAGUGCUCAGUUUGAAAUCAAGGAUAGAAUGUCCCUGUCCAAGGCAUCCAAGGAAUUGGUGGAAAAGAGGAAGAAGGUGAUGGAAGAUUUUAGGAGUUACAGGGAGAGAAAAAGAGAAGAAUUCAUAAAAUUGAAAACUCAACGACUUGAGCUGCGUGAUGGAGUGGACACAGAUGAGUUAGACAGUCACUUGGAAAACCUGGAAGAAGAAACAGUUGAGUUUUUUGUCAAAGAAGAAUUAAAAGUGAUUGAAGAGUAAAAGGGAAAUCAGUUACACUUUGGUGAAUUAGUGUCUCCAUAACUUGCUCCAGCCAUUCUUGGAAGCUGCUAAAGAACUUGACUGUAUGGUGUGGUUCCUGUUCACAAGGGACCACCAAUAUAAUACGAAAGUGUGUUCUUCUGUUUCAUAGGGUUUCAGUUCUUAAGUGACUAUAAAAAGUGUAAUUAUUAUCAAGUUCACUUUUUUUUUUUAUAUCUACAAGAUAGUAUUUUUCCUCUUUUCACAGACCAUGUUUUCACUUUCAAAAUUGGUUCAAAAUAUUUACUUCAAACCUUUCAGAAUAUCUAUGAUUCAUAAUAAAAGUGGCUUUCACCGGAAA
Molecule: messenger RNA, 2501 nt
Organism: Limulus polyphemus (Atlantic horseshoe crab)
Lineage: Eukaryota; Metazoa; Arthropoda; Merostomata; Xiphosura; Limulidae
Gene: eIF3b
Product: eukaryotic translation initiation factor 3 subunit B-like
Exons: 18
Coding region: 26-2161 (711 amino acids)
Biological process (GO): translational initiation
Cellular component (GO): eukaryotic translation initiation factor 3 complex
Molecular function (GO): RNA binding; translation initiation factor activity; translation initiation factor binding
Source: RefSeq, a predicted model, not a curated record